Acipenser ruthenus (sterlet) is the source of this 1436-nucleotide messenger RNA. RefSeq names its product CD276 antigen-like. Gene Ontology annotation, biological process: positive regulation of T cell proliferation; cellular response to lipopolysaccharide; negative regulation of T cell proliferation. NCBI's taxonomy places the organism in Eukaryota, Metazoa, Chordata, Actinopteri, Acipenseriformes, Acipenseridae. Gene Ontology annotation, cellular component: external side of plasma membrane. The transcript has 6 exons. Bases 365 to 1213 code for a protein of 282 amino acids. The record is from RefSeq and is a predicted model, not a curated record.
CUCCGCCAAUGAGAAGAAGAAGAAGACUCCACUGUCUGCGAGGACCAGGAAGCUGUGCCGCGCGAAAAUUUUGAAUUGAGAAGCUGUUUUUAAUUUCGAUGCUGGUCAAAUCCUGUGCAGCCGAAGGAGGAUAAUACACGGAUUACCCCAACUGUGAAAACGUUUAUUCAAAGCCACGGGGAGUGGCGUAGCAACGCGAGAGUUGGGCACCUCAGCGUUCCAGACCGAAGUUAAUCCUUGCACGAGUAAUGAUGCAAUGCGUGCACACUGUAGAUGCGCUGAAUUCACAACCUCCAGCAAGCAUCUUCUGAGCAUGUGAAGUAAUGAAACUAUCAGGUCCUGACUCCAGUCCUGCCUCCAGACUAUGAAGAAACUGACAUCUUUUAUGUACAUUCUGCUAUUGAUCCAGACUUAUGAUGCCGUUACAGUGCCCCGGUCUCCAGUGACAUCACCUCCCAGCAGCGAUGUCACUCUCAGCUGCUCUUUCUCCUGUAAAGUGGGGGUUGAUCUCAGGAAAGCGGUGAUUACCUGGCAACGCCCUCCUGAUGAUCAUGUCGUCCACGAUUACUAUUACGGUCAAGACCAGCUGGCUCUGCAGAAUGAAACCUACAGGAAUCGGACCCAGCUGUUCCCAGAGCAGCUCAGUGUGGGGAACGCCUCCCUCAGACUGAAGCAGGUGCGGGGGGAGGAUGAGGGCUGGUACACCUGCGCUGUCACCAACCAAGGGGAGAGCACCUGGGGAGACGUGCGGCUCAUAGUGGCAGCUGAAUUCAGCAAGCCUCAGCUGGUUGUUACUGACAGUCCGGACAGUCCAGACAAGGCUCUCCUGAGCUGCAUCUCCACAGGAUACCCCAGCGCUUCAGUGCAGUGGCUGAAUGAGACAGGAUGUGACAUCACAGAGAGCAGCAGGACUAGCCAAUCGCUGGACAGGGAUGGGCUGGUGGAAAUCACAAGUCAGAUUUUAGUAUUCAGGGAUGCUAAUUAUACCUGUGUUCUUACCCACAGCCGACUGAACCAAACCCUCAAGAAGACGAUCACCUUAACAAAGAAGGGUUAUCCGGACAGGCAUCGCAUUGUUUUGUGGGUUGUCUUGACAGUGGUAGUAGGGGUAGCAACAGUGAUCAUUGCAAUCUGCCUGCUUUUCAAGCGCCGCUGUGAUGCCAGCACAUCAACAGAUCCAAUAGAACAACAGAACAUGCCCUGUCUGAUUUAACAGGUUCCAGGGGUCCAUCAUUAAAAGAACUGAAUUUAAUAUAUUUUUUUAAUGUUUUGUAAAAAAAAAAAAAAAAAAAAAUCUAAAUUUAUAUGCAACAACCGUAAUUUUCAAAUGUUAAAUAAUACCUGUAAAAGAUUUUUGUUUUUACUGAAGUGAUUAUUUCAAUGUAUUUCACCUUUUUUUCCCCUCUAUACUGUAAGAAACAUUAAAAUGUAAUGCA